Messenger RNA from Guillardia theta CCMP2712, 708 nucleotides. RefSeq lists its product as hypothetical. The record is from RefSeq and is a predicted model, not a curated record. The transcript has 5 exons. Lineage: Eukaryota; Cryptophyceae; Pyrenomonadales; Geminigeraceae. The coding region runs from base 1 to 708 and encodes 235 amino acids.
AUGAGCGGAGAGGGAGAAGAAUGGAAGAGCAACAGGGGAUACUCCAUGGGAUCAGAGUGUAGUUCUCCUAUCAGGGGUGCUGGGAACAAUCGCUAUGGUGACGACGCGAAGAGGAAGCACCCUCUGGCCUCCUCUCGACGAGAUUGCUCGUCCUUCACUCGAGUCGGCGGGCAGCUUCCUACUCAUGCUUAUAAGGUCGACUACUUCCUCAACCCUCACCUCGACCCCAACUGCUCCACAAGACCCGUCGACCGAGACCGCGUGUGGGACCCCAAGACCCGCCGGCUCUCAAGGCUGUCGGAGCUCGACCCGUCAGACUUCUUGCACACGCCGGCAAAGACCGUAGAGGAGGAGAAGCGAGAGCUCUGGGAGCUGUUUGAGAGCGCCAAGGCGGUAGGGGCGGUGGUAGAGACGAAGGCGCCAGAGGCAGAGCAGCCGAGGCGGAAGUCGUCAUUGAUGGAGGCGGAGAGGAUGCGAGAUGCGUUGAUGAAGCUAUACGAGGAGGAGAUCACCGGAGGAUAUGUGUUGAAGGCUCGGGCAGACGAGGGAGGAGAAAGGACCGUAGCGAUUAGCGGAGCAGAGCUCAUGAUGCUUGAGAGGGGAGGAAUUGCCAUGGGGAAUCACAGCUCUUCCAACCGAACUGAAUGCGGGAGGCAAGGCGAUGGUCAUGGACUCGCAAGCAAAGCCUGUGCUAAUCAACCUAACUAG